AUGCAUUCGUCGAGUCCUUCCAACCUGUCGAGCGCUGCCAUCUCCUUGUCCUCGUCGGAGGAGGCAGCAGCCGCCUUGCUGCUCCUCGUGACCAGAGAGAUGAGGCUCGCUGAUGGCUUCUUGGACGAAGACGCGACGGCGAUGGUCGCGGCCGACGAGAUGGAAGCGACGGCCGAGAACACGGCAUCGAAGGCCGACGCGAUGGCGGCCACGGACUCGGCGAGCACGCCGGAGACCUCAACCUCGGCGAGGGUGGCGGAGGAUCCGGCGAGCUGCGGGAAGUACUUGGCGGCGUUGCGCACGGAGGAGGACGAGGACAAGGGCGGCUGCUGCGGGUGCCUGUGCUGGUGCUGCUGCUUCCUGCUCCUGAUCGUGGCGGCGCUGGCCGGCACGGCGGCCUACUUCUUCUUCGUGUACAAGCCCAAGGCGCCGUCCUACUCGGUCAGCAACAUGUCGGUGUCGCAGUUCGACUUCAGCUCCAAGGACCUGACGCUGUACGUGAAGCUCACGGCCGCCGUGCGCGCCGAAAACCCCAACGACAUGAUCGGCAUCAAGUACGGCGAGGGGUCCCACACCGUGGUCUCCUACCGGGGCACGCCGCUGUGCUCAGGGAAGCUCCCGGCCUUCUUCCAGGGCUACAAGAACGUCACCGUCAUGGACAUCUCCAUGGAGGGACGCCAGGGGUUCGGCUCCGGCCUGCAGCAGGCGCUGGAGGAGAGCGAGAAGCUCGGGGACAUCCCGCUCGACGUCUUCGUCAGCGUCCCCGUCGAGCUGCGACUCGGCACCGUCGACCUCCGGCAGGUCAAGGUCAACGUGCACUGCGCGCUCGUCCUCGACAGCAUCUCGCCCAAGAAGAGGCCCACCAUCAAGUCCGCAACCUACCAGGCCAACGUAGAGUUCUAAUUACUUAACCUCAUCCAUAUAUGCUAGCUACUCCAAUAUAUAUUUCCAGUUGAUGGGCACAUGUCACUCUUGUAUGCACGUUUGUAUGUAUAGUACUGAUUGCUCGACCGCUAUUCAGUGGAGCUGGGGAGGAUUUAACCCUAUAUACAUAUGCAUAUGUGUUCGUUAAUUGUAUUGUAAGUUUUAUUUGUUAACAUUGAUUCUAGUCAAAGG
Setaria italica (foxtail millet) is the source of this 1116-nucleotide messenger RNA. Its product is annotated as NDR1/HIN1-like protein 6. The transcript is spliced from 2 exons. Gene Ontology annotation, cellular component: plasma membrane. The record is from RefSeq and is a predicted model, not a curated record. NCBI's taxonomy places the organism in Eukaryota, Viridiplantae, Streptophyta, Magnoliopsida, Poales, Poaceae. The coding region runs from base 1 to 903 and encodes 300 amino acids.